This is a messenger RNA of Polyodon spathula (Mississippi paddlefish), 4417 nucleotides long. RefSeq lists its product as uncharacterized. The coding region runs from base 689 to 2041 and encodes 450 amino acids. The record is from RefSeq and is a predicted model, not a curated record. The transcript has 14 exons. Lineage: Eukaryota; Metazoa; Chordata; Actinopteri; Acipenseriformes; Polyodontidae.
GCCGUGUGUGUGUUGCAGCUGCGAGAGAAAACAGCAAACAGUCACAACGACCUGUUCUCUAAUACAAUCAGAUAUAAAAGUAAGAGAUAUUCAAUACUAAUGAAAUAAAAACGAUCGUGUUUUUAUCCACUAUUGGAUACCGAUUGCCAAGAACCGUAACUUGGUUACCAGUAUGGUGAUGAAGAACAGCGGCGAGUUCCAGCGACUACAGAAGAUCAGGUCGAAAUAUAAAAGCGAGUUCAUUAAUUCCGUUGUGGGAAUCAAACACCGUCUGCGUAUAUGCUGGUGUUUUGCAGCCUAAAUUAUGUUUGUAUGUAUGAUCACGUUUAAUCUAAACGCACUGCGAAAUAAUUAAAUCACAAGCUACACUUUUUAAUACAAGUUGCACCACGGCAUAUUUAACAUUAAAACAAACAAUAAAAUACCGGUUCGUAUUUAAAACUAAUAUAGUUUGAUAAAGGUGAUUAACUGGCGUUUGUUUUUUUUUUUAUGAUAAGUUAUUUAAGUUAGCAAUAUAUAGGCCCUAAUGCAAUAGUUAUUUGCUUUAAAUAUUUAAUUCAGUUACAUUCUUUCUUUCAUUCGUUUACGACACACAUAUAAUUGCACAAACCAGGGUCAUUCCAGUAACAGCUGCAUUUCUUAAUAGAAUAGUUUGUAUCUGCUCUGCACAGCAGGCCCUAGUCAGCUGAUGGCAUCGAGCAGAGCGGAGAAAAACUGGUCUGAACUCCAGGAAAGUUUAAAUCGUGUUCGACGGCAGAGGGGGUUGGUGCCCAGGACAGGGUGGGACAGUCUGAUCUCCAGUGGCACCACCCUCCAGCCCCCUGUCUCUGCCAGUCAGCCCGGACAAUGGCAGGUGCACUCCACUCCCUACCUGCCCAGUCUGACUGCUGGAGACGGGUGGGAUCAGACUCGGACAGGCCUCCGCAGAAGCAGGAGAGCGCCGGGACAGCCGCUGUCAGCAGGGACAGCAUCGGAGAGAGGGUUGAGAGCCAUGGAAGACCUCACCGCCAGACCCGGUGUAUUUCCAGGGCAAAGAGGAGUCAUGAAGGGGCAGGAAGCCCUGGGCCCCAGGCAGCCUCUGCAGCAGAUAGUGAACACAAGAGAGUUACAGACAGAAGCAGAGGGACCAGCAACACUUUCAAACAGACGCAGGGACUGUGCUGCUGCCCUCUACUUCAAGGAGAACGAGCGGUUUGCCUGGGACUGUGUGAAUUCCUUUAUAGAGGAUGUCCUGUUUGACGAGCUGAUCCCAGACCUGCUCAUUGAGGUGUUUUCCAGGGACCCUGUGCAGCAGAGCUCUCCAGUGAAGUUCCCGAGCACAGUUUCUGUCAAGGUGCAAAGACAGUCAAAGGCGAGGCAUGUGCAGGAACACGCUACACACCUUCCCAGCAUGCUGUUUGGGGAGCUGCUGCAGGAAUUGAUGCUGGAUGUGUCUGCCGAGGCCCUCAGGAGCGCCAUCAAGGGUUUUGUUGACAGUCACCUGACCAAGGCAGCUAUCUAUGACAACAUGUCUGAGAUUGUGACCGAGACAGUGCAGGACCUGAUCCCAGGACUGGUGCGGGAGGUGCAGACAGGGCUGGCAGUGGACAGCGUGCUGGAAGAGGAGCUGCUGCCGGAGGUAGUCAGUGAGGAGGCCAGGGCUGUCGUUCUCUCUGUGCUGGGGGAGCACGACUCGGAGAUCUCCAGACUGCAGCUCGCUCAGGUGAGCCGCUACACUGGCCAGAGGCUGGUGGACUCGUUCCUGAUGGAUCACCUGGUGGCGCUGAUGGAGAACCACGGCCAGAGCUUCGUGCAAAAGGAACAAUCACGAAAGCUUUUAGACAGCUGGAUUGUGAACACCCUCUCUCACCAGUACCACAGUGUCCGGAGGCAGAGAGACGCCACUCUGGAGAACGUGCCUCUCAGGCACCACCAUCACAAAGUUUUCACUGACGUGGCCCUGGAUGUGAUCCUGGGGGAGCUGGCAGCGUCUGUGGAUGAGGACGUGGAAGAUCUGCUGGAGUACGAGAGGCAGAUGGAAGGAGAGGGAUUCACAGGCUGACCGGUGUUGUGUGAGACUGGGACGGCUGGCUGGGAGGGACUGUGUUGGUUAUGAUCGAGCAAGCUCUAGUACCUGGCACUCUGCACAGCAGAGUUUUAUGCCUCGAAUUUUUAAGCUUACCAGACAGAUUUCAUAACUCAACAGUUUUGCAGUGAUGGCUUGAAUUGUACAUGCAAAAAACCGUGUUCCAGUAUUUCCGUACAGCCUAGCAGGUUGGGGCCCGGGACCAUUGCAGUCAAUAUGCACAAAGGUCUCAAGGAAUAAUGCCAGCAAGCUACUACACUCAGAUACUAGGAGACAAGUGACCAAAUGAAAGCAUCAAAAGGAGCUACACUUACAACAGAAAUUGAUUUUUGUUCCAGAUCAUUGAGACAUUAAAGGCAACCAAAACCACGACAUCCAACCUGCAAAGUCAAAUGGAAUUUUACAAGACUUAAAACAUUUGCCAACCAAAAAUAUCAGUGCCUGUCCAUAGAUCCAGUCACCUGGGGUUACCGCCUGCAAGACAGAGGAACAUGGGUUAGCUAAAACUACAAUACAGGCACCCUCUAGAAAGGAGCAACACAGCACGGGCCAGAGGUGCGUGCCACUACAAGGGCAAGGAUGAAAAUAGGACUGCCACUGCAAAGCUGUUUCAUCCAUUUCUGGUUUUACUUAGGGUUUAAUAAGCAUGAGCUUGUUACAUAUACACUGUGUAUAAUCAAGCUUGUAACUUGAAGUGCUGUGCAAUAGGAGUCUUUAUUGCCAUCAUGAAGUGGAUGGGAGGAGUCUCGGCUACAGAGAGCCAGGGAAUGAAUACAGCUGGAGUUACAGUUCAUAACAAACAUGAAUCUAGAAGACAGUUAACAAUCAGAGAACAAGGUACAUUAGCAAGACAAACAAGUGAAGUCAGUUAGACAGAAACACAUGCAUAAGAAUUGAACCAUUAAGACAGUAAGACUAUUCAGCUGUGCAAAUAAUAAAUACAUUUAACAAAAGACAUAGGAUAGAGGACAGCUGCUCUAAAUAGCAAAACAAAGCACUAUAGUAGUGAUCCAAAACAAGGAAUACAAAGAUACACACCGUGUCUCAACAGCUGUACUCUAUAAUACCAGACCCUGUGUUCUUGUUGCUUCUACCAACUGCUAAACAGACAUUUAUAUUAACAAUCAAAGAAUCAUUUGUUCUAACUAGGAAUCUGUGAAAUAAAAACAGAAACAUUAACUGGGCUUGUAAUUCACAAUUAUCAAGAUAUUACUGGUCCAAACUCCAUCUGAAUGCACCGAUGUUUUUAAAUCUAUAUUUCCUUUAGAAUGCAAGUCAUGAACAACAAUUAUAAUUUAAAAAACAACACACAAUAAUAAUAGAAAUUGAUUGCUACAUUUUGUUGGAUAAUACAUACAUAGCAUAUUUGUAAUGAUGGAAAUGGAUAGACCUUUUUUAAUAAACAAAAGCACCUGCCUCUUAACAAACUAUCAGGGUUGUGAGCGUCUUUGUGCAAUCUCCAAGUUGUCAGAAACUGCAAUACUGCAAAGUAUUGCAGUUCUGGAUGCAAUUGACAGUGACUGCUUGCCCAUUGGUCAGCCAAGGGCUGUUUACAUCGCAGGCUGUUAGGUGCAUUAUAAGCACACUUUGCCCUGUGUCAGCAAACACAGUGCACUACAGCCCUGGCCUGAGCAAACACAGGUCUGUGAUACAUGCAGUGUACGCCCAGCACCCUCCAGGCUCAUUUAUAAUGAGGCAGGAUCUAUUGUGUGAAAGGCUUUCGGAUUUAAAUACCCACCCAUUGAGAGGGCAAAGAAAAGGAAACCAUAGCAACUGACACACACUAAACCCUCAACACAGCUUCCUCCAGUCUGGUUCAUGAGAAAGUAGCUACUCUCUUUAACACAGAUUUAUAGCUACUUUUAAAACACCGAAGUCCGUGAAUUGAAAAGAGGCAGUCAGUGCUACAAUAAAUCCCAAAGAUUUGUGUCUCCAGAUUGAGGCAGUGACAGCAUGGACUUUCCAGAGUUUAACUGCAUCUGUGAACUCUGUGACUGCGGCCGACACAAACACCACAAGAACUGCCGGAAGAGGAGCACCACAGUGCAGAUAGGCUCUGAGAGCAAGCAGUGCCACCUGACUCACUACCAAUCCACCUUCACCCUCCCACACAGUAAGACAAGACCCACCCUAGAGCUUUAUAGAACGCACCUCGGUAACAUGGCACAGGAGAGAAGGCAGUGAUCCCACCUCCAUCUCUCCAAGACCAGCAACAGCACAGAUGCACGGCUUCGCAGCAGCAAGCGCCCCCUGCGGACCCCCCUGCACUGCAACCCCCCUGCCAUGCAGUUCCACACCACCCAGCGCAGAGAGUUCAUCCCACGCCUGCUCGCAGAGAGGACCCAGCCCGCC